AUGGACGCGGCCAACGGGGCCGUGCCCGAGGGCGCGGCGGAGCAGCCCCGCGGCCCCGCGGCCGCCCCGUCGGGCAGGAAGGAGGUGAAGGUGGUGAUCGUGGGCGACGGAGGCUGCGGGAAGACGUCGCUGCUGAUGGUGUACGCCAAGGGCUCCUUCCCCGAGCAAUACGCGCCCUCUGUUUUUGAGAAGUACACGACGAGUGUGACGGUGGGGAAGAAGGAGGUCACCCUGAACCUGUACGACACCGCAGGGCAGGAGGACUACGACCGGCUGCGGCCCCUUUCCUACCAGAACACCAACGUGGUGUUAAUUUGUUACGAUGUCAUGAACCCCACCAGCUAUGAUAAUGUAGCAGCCAAGUGGUACCCUGAGGUGAAUCACUUCUGCCGGGGCGUCCCGCUGGUGCUGAUCGGCUGCAAGACCGACCUGCGCAAGGACAAGGAGCAGCUGCGCCGCCUCAGGGCUGCCAGGCAGGAGCCCAUCACCUACAACCAGGGUGAGGCAGCUUGCAAGGAGAUUAAUGCACAAAUUUACCUGGAAUGCUCAGCAAAAUGUCGUGAGAACAUAGAAAAUGUUUUUAAAGAAGCCACAACCAUUGCACUGAGUGCCAUGAAGAAAGCCAAGGGCCACAGGAAACGGAAAGUGUGCUCAGUGUUAUGAUCUGGACUGCACGAGAGCCAAGUGAUUCAGAUUUCAUACAAGUUUCACUUUAAAAACUUUUUUGAAAACAUGUUUGUAUUCCUAGGAUAAUUUUUGUUUUGAAAUUUUAAUUAUUUUUAGUAUUUUUGCACUUUUGUUAUACUGUUCUCACAGAAUUUUCAAAGCUGUUUAUCACAGUUAACUCAUGCUGUGUGCCUUCACCCAUCUGGCUUUUGCUUCUAAGUGUGAACAACUCACUAUUUAAACUGCAAUGAACAGCAACUGCUACUAUAGAACUUAGUGUUGGAGUUUUUCUUCCUCUGCAAAAUAAUUGUGGCAUCUUAGAACUACCAUUUACUGCCUUUUUCCAGUAGUAAACUCACAGCUUUCAGCAGCAAUGUUAAAGCAGCUUAUCAGGCAGAAGAAGAGACAGAAGAAGUUUUAUAUUAAAAUUUCCAAGUUAAUUUCUUGGUGGCAAUGGCAGGAGUUGGCCUCAAGCUGCCCCCUGAGUGCACAUGGAACAUCCACCACCCCCUGGAGCAGCUCUACAGACCUGCACCUCAGAGUUCUUCAAGGCCUGCUGCUGGAAUGGAAAGUGGAAAUACAUUUAGCAGUGGAAAUACAUCAGUUGCUCCAAUUAAAUAAUGGAGUGUCAUGGGAAACAGUUAAUUUACAGCACUCAAAUUUAGAAGUACUCCAAGCAGCUACUACAUGCAAUGUUAAGUCAAUCUUGUGAUAAACAUUUACAGCCUAUUUAAUACAAGACAGAUGCAAAUCCUGGUGCACACUGGAGGAAAAAUUCAUUCACUUGUGAAAUCAUCUCUGCUGGUACAAAUUAAAAUUUUCCCUUUUGUGA
Molecule: messenger RNA, 1498 nt
Organism: Melospiza melodia melodia
Lineage: Eukaryota; Metazoa; Chordata; Aves; Passeriformes; Passerellidae
Gene: RHOF
Product: ras homolog family member F, filopodia associated
Exons: 5
Coding region: 1-663 (220 amino acids)
Biological process (GO): small GTPase-mediated signal transduction
Cellular component (GO): cytosol
Molecular function (GO): GTP binding; protein kinase binding; GTPase activity
Source: RefSeq, a predicted model, not a curated record